Messenger RNA from Panicum hallii, 2801 nucleotides. Its product is annotated as putative UDP-glucuronate:xylan alpha-glucuronosyltransferase 3. Gene Ontology annotation, molecular function: glycosyltransferase activity. The record is from RefSeq and is a predicted model, not a curated record. The transcript is spliced from 4 exons. Gene Ontology annotation, biological process: xylan biosynthetic process. Lineage: Eukaryota; Viridiplantae; Streptophyta; Magnoliopsida; Poales; Poaceae. The coding region runs from base 585 to 2489 and encodes 634 amino acids.
CUCUUAAUUGUUGGCGCCGUAGUGGUUGGUGGUUACGCCUCCUCGCCUGCGGCCUCGCAUUAACGGCAAGAAAUCUCCCCUGUGCUCCCCAUCAAUCCAGUCCUCCAGCGCUUGCCGAUCAGCACCCAAGACCGCAUCUUCAGCAUGCCAAUUAUAGGGUAGUGCCAUUAUGUGGAUCAUUAACAUCCUGCUUAGCUCGCUCGGUGGACUCCUCCUCCAGUCCUCUCCCCACUACUGACAGUCCCUACUUGGCCCCAUGGAGGACUGCUCGUCUUCGUCGCCGAUCCGUCGGAUUGCCGGACGCGUCCGUCUCCACUGGAUCCUGGUCUCGUUUUCGCCGCUCGCUUUUUACCUGGUCGGCCGUCGGCGAUUGCUGCCCGCUGCUGCGAGGCUUGACUUGUGGCGCUGGACUUUCGAUUUCGGCAAGACGCGUGACGUGUACAAGACGUGGCCUUGGCGUGUGCUGCCGACGGAUGAGUUCAGCAUGCUUGGAUCAUCCCGGUUACCUGCACGGUAGUGCUAGCAGUUAGUCUGAGUUUUUGGCGACUGCUCGUGGAUGCCGCCUGAGUAUCAAACAGCUAAUCAUGGUUGGGAUUUGGAGGAUCGGUCCGGGGUCAUGUGAUGGGGUUAGUGAGGAUACAACUAAGAGAAGGACCUCUAAAAGCAAAAGCUUCAAAGAUGUCGAAAAUUUUGAAGUUCUUGUCCUUGAAAAGAACUGUGAUUGCAAGUUCAAAUCUUUGAAGAUCAUGAUCAUAGCUAUCAUUUCUGCAACAGUUCUUACCCUUAUAACCCCAACCUUGUAUGAGCACCAAUUGCAGUCAGCCUCCCGGUACGUGGAUGUCGGUUGGAUGUGGGACAAAACAAGUUCUGACCCACGAUAUGCAUCAUCUGUUGAUGUUCAGUGGGACGAUGUAUAUAGAGCAUUGAGGAAUCUAAAAAGUGGUAAUCAAGAUCUCAAAGUUGGACUCUUGAACUUUAACAGCACCGAGUAUGGCUCUUGGACACAGUUGUUACCGGAUAGCCAUGUUUCCAUAAUAAGACUUGAGCAUGCCAAGGACAGCAUUACUUGGCAGACACUGUAUCCUGAAUGGAUCGAUGAGGAGGAAGAAACUGAGAUACCCUCUUGUCCAUCUCUCCCAGAGCCCAAUGUUCGAAAAGGUGUACGCUUUGAUGUCAUUGCCGUGAAGCUUCCUUGUACCCAUGUUGCGGGUUGGUCAAGAGACGUUGCACGGCUCCAUUUGCAGCUCUCAGCAGCAAAAUUAGCUGUGGCCUCUUCGAAGCGCAAUCACAAGGUCCAUGUGCUUUUUGUAAGCGACUGCUUCCCAAUUCCGAAUCUCUUCCCGUGCAAGAACCUUGUGAGACAUGAAGGCAAUGCUUGGUUAUAUAGUCCUGACUCGAAAGCAUUAAGGGAAAAGCUCAGGCUUCCAGUCGGAUCCUGUGAGCUUGCUGUUCCGCUCAAAGCAAAAUCGAGACUUUUCUCAGUAGAUCGAAGAAGAGAAGCAUAUGCAACAAUACUGCAUUCAGCAAGUGAGUAUGUCUGCGGUGCUAUCGCAGCAGCUCAAAGCAUUCGCCAAGCAGGAUCAACUAGGGAUCUGGUCAUCCUUGUUGACGAGACCAUAAGUGAUCACCACCGCAGAGGAUUGGAAUCUGCAGGGUGGAAGGUCAGAAUAAUCCAAAGAAUCAGGAAUCCAAAAGCUGCGCGUGAUGCUUACAACGAGUGGAACUACAGCAAGUUCAGGUUGUGGCAGCUGACUGACUACGACAAGAUCAUCUUCAUCGAUGCUGACCUCCUCAUCCUAAGGAACGUUGACUUCCUGUUCGCGAUGCCAGAGAUCACUGCAACUGGCAACAACGCAACGCUCUUCAACUCCGGCGUCAUGAUCAUAGAGCCUUCCAACUGCACGUUCCAGCUGCUGAUGGACCACAUCAACGAGAUCACGUCGUACAAUGGCGGAGACCAAGGUUACCUGAAUGAGAUUUUCACAUGGUGGCACCGCAUCCCCAAGCACAUGAACUUCCUGAAGCACUUCUGGGAGGGCGACAGCGAGGAGAUGAAGGCGAAGAAGACUCAGCUGUUUGGUGCAGAUCCCCCGGUCCUCUACGUUCUCCACUACCUGGGCCUGAAGCCAUGGCUGUGCUUCAGGGACUAUGACUGCAACUGGAACAAUCCCCCGAUGCGCGAAUUCGCUAGUGAUGUCGCGCACGCCCGGUGGUGGAAGGUGCACGACAAGAUGCCCCGGAAGCUCCAGUCCUACUGCCUCCUGAGGUCACGGCAGAAGGCCGGGCUGGAGUGGGACCGGAGGCAGGCUGAGAAGGCCAACUCUGAAGAUGGCCAUUGGCGCCGCAACAUCACUGACUCCAGGCUGAAGACCUGCUUUGAGAAGUUCUGCUUCUGGGAGAGCAUGCUCUGGCAUUGGGGCGAGAACAAUAACAGGACGAAGAGCAGCCCCGCUACGACGGUGACGACGGCGAGCUUGGCAAGCUCAUGAUCUGUAGAUAUACAAACAACUUCCCAUAUGGCAAGCAUACAUGCAUAGCAAUAGCUCGUAUAGGUACCUAUGCUUAGGUCUUUGCUAUACAAAAUACACCCCUCCCUGUUGCUGUCAUGGCUGCAGCUCUAUGUCAGCUGCCGGCCUGCCUCGAUGGCUAACGAUUCUUUUGGGUUGGCUGAGAUAAUAAGUUACUGGUACAUGUAAAUUUCCCUGCUGAAAUUCUGUGAGCGUGAGUGAGAAAUGCAUUUGUACAGGGCGCCAGUUAUUAAGCGGUUACUGCAUGGAAAAUAUGGCUAGUUGUACAGUGUA